Molecule: messenger RNA, 1287 nt
Organism: Myzus persicae (green peach aphid)
Lineage: Eukaryota; Metazoa; Arthropoda; Insecta; Hemiptera; Aphididae
Product: nuclear apoptosis-inducing factor 1-like
Exons: 3
Coding region: 416-1234 (272 amino acids)
Cellular component (GO): nucleus
Source: RefSeq, a predicted model, not a curated record
GAUUCUUGAAUCUCGUUAGGAAAAUCACUCAUGAGACAUUUUCCGUACUGUUAUGUCGUACGACAUCUGAAAUGCAAUUCUUGAACUCCACACGACAUAUGAUUGUGAAACGAAAUUAUUUUGUCACACACGAAAUAUUUUUCACAUGAACCAAGUUGGUUACUAACGUUAUCAUGAUUAUAAUAAAUAAUAAUUGUGAUAACACCACCGUUAUCGCGGUAUUUUGAUUGUAAUGGAUGUAUCGUAAUUCGUAGUUACACGCAUAGUAUGGUUACUAAACUUUUUAUAAUUCUAUACCUAGUUUUAUAAGUUUAUAUAUAUGAUGUAAACUUAUACUUAGGUACUGUUAAACAAAGUUACAACUUAUAAGUACAACUACCAAGUUUAUAAAGUAGGUACAAUAAUUGGUUUUUUAAUGGAAGACUCCAAAAAAAUAUAUUGUUCGAAAACGCAAAAAGAGAUGCUCAUCCAAUUUCUGACAAAAGAUUCACAAUUAAUUUCUGGUAAGUUUACAAGCACUUUCACGUUUAAGCAUGCUCGUGACAGAUGGAUUGAAAUCGCCGACACUUUAAAUGCAAUUCCCGGCUGUGUCAAUGAUUGGAGUCAAUGGAAAAGAGUAAGAAAUGACUUAAAUUACUUCUACAUAAAUCUAACUAUAGGAAAUAAUCUAUACUUUAUUCUUAUUGUAUUUUAUCUUAAGACUUGGCAAGAUUCACGUAGUAAGGUUAGAAGUAAAAAAGCUAUGGUAAACAGGCAUGUAAAUGGUACAGGUGGAGGACCACAAAUAUCGCAAACACUUACUCCAAUCGAGAACCAAAUUCUUGAUCUUGUUAAUCCUAUCACAAUUGAUGGAGAUGAGACCAUUUCAAUGCCGGUUACUAAUUUUGAGUUUGGUGACAUAAGCAAAUUCCCGGUACAAAUUGAAUGUGUAAGUCCAGAUGAAGGAAUUAGUAUGUAUACUAUACCUACCAUGCAGCCUGUAGAGGAAAAUAACUGUGCUAUAACGCCUAUAUCCAUUGAUAGAGUGGAAAAAAAAUGUGAUAAAAAAAAGGUCGAAACAUUAUCUACAGCAAAACGUUUAACCAAUAGUCUAGCUCUUGGUAGAGACAUUUUUGAAAUUGGAGAUCAAAAACUAAAGCUAAAAGAAAAAUACUAUGAACAAAAAAUUGCCCUCUUAGAAAGGCAAACAGUAGCAUUAGAAAAUAUAGCUGCUGCUAAACAAAAUAAAUUGUAAUGUAUACUAUAAAAAUGGUUUAAUUUAGUAACUAAAAGACUAAUUAUGAUUUU